Brassica oleracea var. oleracea is the source of this 1321-nucleotide messenger RNA. Its product is annotated as ribosomal protein L11 methyltransferase. The transcript is spliced from 7 exons. NCBI's taxonomy places the organism in Eukaryota, Viridiplantae, Streptophyta, Magnoliopsida, Brassicales, Brassicaceae. Gene Ontology annotation, cellular component: mitochondrion. The coding region runs from base 52 to 1122 and encodes 356 amino acids. The record is from RefSeq and is a predicted model, not a curated record. Gene Ontology annotation, molecular function: protein-lysine N-methyltransferase activity. Gene Ontology annotation, biological process: peptidyl-lysine trimethylation.
UAAAGCGUUUAAAUUCCACAGUUACGAAAGAGGGGAAAAGAUUAAUAAAAAAUGUCAGCUUGGCAAUUCAUCAAACACUUUCCGUGCACGAAUCUCUCCCGCCAUAUCCUCAGAGUAAAACCUCGCCGCUGCUUCACUUCCUCUACUCCUCCCUCCUCCUUUUCAGUCACCGCGUGUCUCUCUACAUCUUCCUCAUCUGAGUCCUUCGCUGAUGCACCUUACCUCUCAGUUCGUAUCCACUGUCCUAAACAUGUCGUCGAUCCUUUCUCGGAGGCGUUGUUGUGUUUUGGAGCGAGCUCAGUAGCUGUAGAUGAAGGCGACGACGACGAAGAAGAUGAAGAUGUGACUUCUGGGUCUUCUCUUGCUUCCAAAGAGAUAUGUAUAGAAUCAAUAUUUCCUGUGAACGAGGAAGUGAAAAUGUGCAUUUCACAGGCUGCAAACUCCAUUGGCUUGAAGGAGAUACCGAAAUUCAAAGUUGAAAUGGGUGAUGAACAGGACUGGGUUAGCAAGAACCAGGAAUCGUUUCAGCCUAUUGAAAUCGCCGAGAGGCUUUGGAUCGUACCUGAGUGGACUUCCCCUCCUGUCGCUGAAGGAGUAAACAUAAUUCUGAAUCCUGGACUUGCGUUUGGGACUGGAGAACAUCCCACGACUAAGCUGUGUCUACUGCUUCUACAAAGUUUGAUAAAAGGCGGAGAGGCAUUCCUAGACUACGGUACUGGUUCAGGAAUACUUGCAAUCGCAGCCCUCAAGUUUGGUGCUGCAUCAUCUGCUGGUGUUGAUAUUGAUCCACUGGCAAUUAAAUCUGCUAGUCACAAUGCAGCUCUGAACAACAUUCCAUUGGAGAAACUGGAGCUGCACCUUGCACCAAGUGAUAAUAGAGAGAUGCCAUUGCGAAAAGAACAGUUUGAUGUGGUCAUUGCAAACAUACUCCUGAACCCGGUUAUGGAACUGGCGGAUCAUAUCCUUUCAUUUGCGAAACCCGGGGCAACCAUAGGCAUUUCUGGUAUCCUCUCUGAACAGCUUUCAAGUGUAAAAGAACGGUACUCUCCCUUAUUGGAGGACAUAUCUGUGGCCACAAUAGGUGAUUGGGUUUGCAUGGGCGGUACCAAGAGAAGGAGUUGAUUGAUAACUGAUCAGAAAAGAGGCUAUAACAUAAAAGCAUUAGAAAAGAAAUUGUGAUAACAAAAAAAUGCAUAAUGAUCAGAGAGCCUAGUGGAGUUGUGUAAGAGGCUACAACUACAUUUGACAUUGAAACUUAAUGUACUCUUCAUUGUUGGAUUCAAAAGAUUCAAGUCUGAUAAUUUAAAAUUGGUGUUGUCAC